AUGCUUUUUUUCUUCUUUUUUUCUUCUUCUUUUUCUUCACCUUUUUCUUAUUUUUCUCCCUUUUUAUUCUUUUUCUUUUCUUUUUUCCUUUUCUUCUUCUUUUCUUUUUUUCCUUUUUCUUCUUCUUUUCUUCUUUUUCUUUUCAUAUUCUUUUUCAUUUUGUUCUUUUUUCUUUUUUCGUCUUUUUCCUGUUUCCUCUUCUUUUCUUUUUUUCCUUUUUCUUCUUCUUUUCUUCUUUUUCUUCGUUUCAUAUUCUUUUUCAUUUUGUUCUUUUUCUUCUUUUUCGUCUUUUUCCUGUUUCCUCUUCUUUUUCUUAUCUUUUUCCUUUUUCUUCUUCUUUUCUUCUCUUUACUUUUUCUUCUUCUUUUUUCCUUUUCUUCUUCUUUUUCUUCCUUUCUUUUUCUUUUCUUAUUCUUUUUCUUCUUUUCUUUCCCUUCUUUUUUUCCUUUUCUUAUUCUUCUUUUCCCUUUUUACUUUCUAUUUACCUUUUCUUCUUCCUUCUUUUUCCUUUUUCUUUCUUAUUUUUCCUUUUUCUUCUUUCUUCUUUCUUCUUCCUAUUUGUUGUUUUCCUUCUUUUAUCGAUCUCAUUUCUUUCGCUCUCUUAUGCUUUCUGUUUUUAUUUUCCUCCAUUUUAUUCGUCUUUCCUUCAUUUCUUUUGCUCCGUAUUUAAAUUAUAAUUUUCUUUCCUUUUUCUUUCUACUUUCACUUUUAGUUGCUCUCACUCCACUUCUUCUUCUCCAUCUUCUUCUUCUUCUUCUUCUUCUUCUUCUUCUUCUUCUUCUUCUUCUUAAAAUAUUAACAUGA
Molecule: messenger RNA, 804 nt
Organism: Acanthosepion pharaonis
Lineage: Eukaryota; Metazoa; Mollusca; Cephalopoda; Sepiida; Sepiidae
Source: the annotation of a GenBank genome assembly